Molecule: messenger RNA, 3390 nt
Organism: Fusarium subglutinans
Lineage: Eukaryota; Fungi; Ascomycota; Sordariomycetes; Hypocreales; Nectriaceae
Product: DNA mismatch repair MSH4
Exons: 11
Coding region: 1-3390 (1129 amino acids)
Biological process (GO): mismatch repair; reciprocal meiotic recombination
Cellular component (GO): nucleus
Molecular function (GO): mismatched DNA binding; ATP binding; ATP-dependent DNA damage sensor activity
Source: RefSeq, a predicted model, not a curated record
AUGGUAUCUGCCCUGGAAUACGCUCCUUGCGUCCGGCAUUACCACGACGAAAUUCCCACAUCAGAACUCUGCAAGGUUCCUUCAAUCCAGCGAAGCUUGGCCGAGAUCCGAGGCUGGGCAGCAUCCUUUGAGACAUUUUCGGCCAUCAUUGUCGCGUUGCCCAUUGGGCGCAUUGCUGAUCACCGAGGUCAACGCGGCGUGUUUAUGGUUGUUGUGGCGGGCAUCUUGAUGAAUCUCACUUGGACUCUAGUCGUUCUCACUAAUCUUGUACUACCCAUUAAGCUGGUGUGGGCCUCUUCUCUCUUCCUCCUCGUGGGAGGAGGAAGCAUGAACCGAGGAAACCAGACAAACGCUCUCAUUAGCGAAGUCGCUCUUGUCAACUUGGGAUUAUUCUUUUUCAUCAUGCCUGCUCUGCUGCGGAUCGUUAGCAAGUACCUGAAGCCCAUACCUCAGGUCUUGAAUCUUGGAAUUGUAAGAGCCAGCUUGUUGCUCCUCCUCCUGGGGUCACUCUUGCUCGCAUUUGCCAAAAACUCAGCGUUCCUGAUUGCGGCAACGAUGAUCUACGGUCUCGGAUUUGGUGCCCGCUCGACACUCUUAUCACUCGUCACCUCGUGGAUUGACCCCAAACAAGCCGGUACCCUUUUCAGCGCCGUGUUUCUCGUCGAACAGAUUGGGAUGUUAGGGGGGGGGGAACCACUGGCACAGAAUGUGCUUGGGAUCUCACUCGGGUUGCAAGAUCCUUGGAAAGGCUUGCCAUUCAUCUGCACUGCGUGGAUCGAUCGCAACAUGGAUGUGAAUAUAGAGCUAUUCCGCUCCAUGCCAUCUAGAACCGCUAGUCGCUCGUCCUCAAGUUACUUCCAGAGCAGCGAUAGCCAGGCACAUCUCGACAACACUGCAGUCCGGAACUCCUUGGCCCCCAGGCGACCGCAGACCAGCCUAAGCGAAUACUCUGGAUACGAUCACUCAGGGAAUAGCACAAGACCUAACAUCUCAAGGCCUUCUACUGUACGCCCUGGAUCGAGGCCUGGCACAGCAUCUGGAAGGAAGUCUCGUAACGGAACUGCCUCUUCCAUCCUCGGGCUUAGCGAAGCGCAGACCAUUGUAUGCGCCGUGAGCGAGGCUCGGGGAGUUUCCCCUGCAGUAGGUAUCGCAUUCGUCAAUGUUUCUCUCGGGGAGGCUGUCAUAAGUCAAAUAUGUGACAACCAAUCGUAUGUCAAGACAAUUCACAAGAUCCAGCUGUCUGCACCCUCACGCAUUCUCUUCAUGACUACUGCCUGUCCCCCAAACAACCCUAGCUCCCUCUUUUCUCUUGUCCAAGACCUCAUUCCUGACGUCCAAAUCGACGCAUUGGAAAGGUCAGCAUGGUCGGAGACAGAAGGCCUGGAGUAUAUCCACAACCUAGCUUUCAAGGAUGACAUAGAGCCUUUGAAGGUGGCUACGCAGGGCAAGUUCUAUGCCAUUUGUUCUCUUGCCGCUGCAAUGAAGUAUAUCCAGCAACACUUCUCAAUCAACUUCGUGCCUCACUCGCUCCGCAUCCUAUACCGACCUUCAGAAGAUACCAUGAUGAUUGACAUUUCGGCUAUUCAAUCGCUCGAGAUCAUGCAGAACAUACGAAACUCAAAGUCUAAAGAUUCGCUCUUCGGCCUGUUGAACCAUACAUGCACCCCGAUGGGUUCAAGGAUGCUUCGUAGCAAUAUCCUGCAGCCACCCACUCGCCCAGAUCUCUUCAUCACACCCCGGUAUGAUGCGCUGGACGAGUUGACCACUAAUGAAGAAAUGUUCUUGGAGAUUCGCAAAGGCAAGUUGAUCAUUGUUCCCACCAAUGCCGAUGUCCAACAAGUAGAAGAACAGAUCAACCAGGUCCUCAUGAUCAAAAGCUUUUUAGAGUCAAUCCCCGAACUUCACACGGCGUUGGGUCCUGCCAACAGCGUCUUACUAACUAAAGUCCGAGAGCUGUGUCGCCCUCAAAUCACAAGCCACAGUCUCAAUACGAUCCGACUGACCAUUGAGGCGGAUGUUACUUACAUGAAGUCUGCGCUAGAUCUUCGAAAUCAGAGAACCUUUGCUGUCAAAGCAGGCAUCAACGGAAUGCUUGAUGUUGCUCGCCAGACAUACAAAGAGCUCACAGAAGAUAUCCACCAGCACAUCGAUGCUCUGAAUGAGGCACACGGGCUUGAUGCUAAUCUUCGAUACGAUAAUGGGCGCAAGUAUUGGCUUAGGCUGCGAGCGGCAGACUUCGAUGACCGUCCCCUCCCGGAUCUGUUGAUCAAUGUGGUGCGAAAGAAGGACAAGAUUGAAUGCCAGACACUUGACUUGGUCAAGCUGAAUCUGAGGUUAUCAGAUACCUCCAAUGAGGUUGUCAUUCGAAGCGACAAGGUUAUACAAGACUUGCUGAAAGAACUACGUUCUGAUGUCCCACACUUAUUCCGCGUCUGCGAAUCGGUUGCGCUUGUCGACAUGAUCACUUCCUUCGCGCAGCUUGCAACCACCCGGGACUACGUGAAGCCAGAUCUCAGCACGACGCUCGCAUUGAAAGCAGCGAGACACCCUGUCCUCGAUAAAACUAUGAACGGCACCUUUGUGCCCAAUGACUACUACUCCACAGAGCAAUAUUGCUUCCACAUCGUGACGGGCUGUAAUAUGAGUGGUAAAAGCACAUACAUACGGGCGGUCGCAUUGCUUCAGAUCAUGGCGCAAAUCGGAUCGUUUGUGCCUGCCGAGUAUGCUGCUUUCCCCAUCAUCCACAGUAUCUUUGCGCGAGUUUCGCUUGAUGACAACAUCGAGAGUAACCUUUCGACCUUUUCUGUUGAAAUGCGAGAAAUGUCUUUCAUCCUGAGGAACAUUGACGACAAGAGCCUGGCCGUGAUCGAUGAACUGGGGAGGGCCACGAGUAACCGAGAUGGUCUGGCAAUUGCGAUUGCAAUGUCUGAAGCCUUGAUUCUAAGCAAGGCAUCUAUCUGGUUUGCGACACACUACGUUGAUCUGACAAAGGUUCUCGCGGAUCGUCCAGGCAUUCUCAACCUUCACCUAGCUGCCACUACCUCGACAACUGAGGAUGGAUUGCCUCAUAUUACGAUGCUUUACAAGGCGACUUCUGGUGCUAUACGAGGUGAAGAACACUAUGGCAUAAAUUUGGCACGUGCUAUCGGGCUUCCUCAGUCCUUUAUUGACAAAGCCGAAGAGGUGGCCAAGGACAUCAGGCAAAAACGAGAAACGACCAAGCGUAGCUCAGAGUCAACUAGACUUGUAGCCCGCCGAAAGCUCAUUCUUAACCUUCAGGAUGCAUUGAGACAGGCCAAGGAUUCUGGAAGCGAGGAGGCCCUUCCCGGUUAUCUGCAGCGUUUACAAGAAGACUUUGUUGCCCGAAUGGAGGAAGUUGACAACAUGUAG